This is a messenger RNA of Oikopleura dioica, 582 nucleotides long. NCBI's taxonomy places the organism in Eukaryota, Metazoa, Chordata, Appendicularia, Copelata, Oikopleuridae. The record is from the annotation of a GenBank genome assembly.
AUGAGAAAUUUGGCCGCCUGUCUGUGUUUUUUGAAACUCGUUGCAGGAGAAUGCGAUUAUUCGAAAGAAGUGACUUUGACAGCGACAGGAGAAGAUGACCUAAAAGAACAAUGCAAAGAUCCUACUUUGUGGGCCGAAUUGUCGGAUUUGCUCCAAGGAAACUUCGAACAUGUCCACACCAAAGUUCUGGUAAACGGGUGUUUGUGCAUAACAACCGCAAGUAAUUCGACAAACACAAUUACAGAGGAAGUUGAUUGUGUGGCCGCCUGUGUGAGCCAAACUGAUCGCGCUGCCAAUACGAUGUGGGCCGUUUCCUUCAUGUUCAUCAACAUCGUCCUUGCCAUUUCCGUUGGGAUCAUUUUCAUGGCUCAGUCUACUCCAGCAACAACGCCUCCAUAUAACAAGUUUGUCUUUGGGAUUUUGGUCUUUACAGUCAUCUGCACGAUUAUUUCAUUUAUUGGAAUGUCGAAAGUAGACCCAGGAGCUGUUUCCGCCUCUGCGGUAGCAUUUUCCGUCUUUACCUUCUUAUGCUCGUGUAUAGUCGCCUUUGGCUUCUUCCGAUCUGGACCUCAGGUUAUGUAA